This is a messenger RNA of Chrysochloris asiatica (Cape golden mole), 660 nucleotides long. RefSeq names its product sialic acid synthase-like. Gene Ontology annotation, molecular function: N-acylneuraminate-9-phosphate synthase activity. Gene Ontology annotation, biological process: carbohydrate biosynthetic process. The transcript is spliced from 3 exons. The coding region runs from base 1 to 660 and encodes 219 amino acids. NCBI's taxonomy places the organism in Eukaryota, Metazoa, Chordata, Mammalia, Afrosoricida, Chrysochloridae. The record is from RefSeq and is a predicted model, not a curated record.
AUGGUUAAAACAGGUAAUGCUAAAAUCGUAGUAAGAAGGGAAGAGAUUUCCAAAAAAGGUCAUCCAAUGGUUAUCUCCAGUGGGAUGCAGUUGAUGGACAGCAUGAAGCAAGUCUACCAGAUUGUGAAACCCCUCAACCCCAACUUCUGUUUCCUCCAGUGCACCAGCGCAUACCCACUUGAGGCCGAGGAUGUCAACCUACAGAUCAUCUUGGAAUAUCGGAAGUUCUUUCCUGACAUUCCCAUAGGGUAUUCUGGACAUGAAGCAGGCAUCAUGAUAUCUGUGGCUACAGUGGCUCUAGGGGUCAAGGUGUUAGAACGUCACAUCACUUUGGACAUGACCUGGAAAGGGAGUGACCACUCGGCCUUGCUGGAUUCAGAAGAGCUGGCUGAGUUGGUGUGGUCUGUGUGCCUUGUGGAGAAGGCCUUGGGCUCCCCGACUAAGCAGCUGCUGGCCUGUGAGAUCACCUGCAACCAGAAGCUUGGUAAGUCUGUGGUGGCCAAAGUGAAAAUUCCAGAAGGCACCGUUUUAACACUAGACAUGCUCACUGAGAAGGUGGGUGAGCCAAACGGCUAUCCCCUUGAAGACAUCUUCAAGCUGAUAGGCAAGAAGGUUCUAGUCAUGGAAGGAUCUGUAGAAAAUCAAGGCAAACCAAAUUGA